AUGGAGAAGGGUAUAAUGAUGUCACAUAUUUACAACGACGAAAAAAUGGUUGUUAGACCAAAAAAAUUGAGAGGAUUUUGGAUGCAUCAUUCACACUUUUUAGAAAAAGGAUUUAAACCUCAACAAUUAUUAACUAAUUAUUCAAUACUUUUACAUUUGGCAAAUGAAGAUAGAGUUAAAGAAAAUGAAUUUAUUUAUCCUUUUUUAAAAAAUUUUAAUAUUAGUGAAAUGGAAAGACAUUCAAAUUUUAUUCUUUCACAAAUGACUAAUAAAAAUUUUAAUGGCCUCCCACGAAAUUUAACUUAUUUCAAUUCAAUAUCAGAAUGUCACCGUUUAAUCUUUGCUUAUUACAAAGCAAUUAAUCCAACACAAUCUCAUUGUCUAUCAUAUAGUUUAUGUGAAUUACCCAAAAUAAAGCAAAGCUGCACAGUUGUGAAAAGUUUUUUUGAAAAGAAAAAAACUAAAAAUACUGGAAAUUUUGUUUAUAUUCGAAUAAAUUCUGAAUUUGAAGAAAGGGAAGGAUGUGCUUCUGAAUAUAGAAGAAUUUAAUGAAAAUAACAAAUUAAUUUAAAAAUUUAAAAUUUUUUUAAAUAAAAAUAUAUUAAACAUAUGUACUAUUAGUGAUUAUUUCUAAAUGCUUGUUUUCACCGGGUAUCGCGGACAGCGAGCAGUUCAUAAAUAAUUUGAAGUUUAUUUUUGGCUAAAAUUUUAUCUAUUAAAGUUGCCCGUCUUUUGUCUAAUCUAAACUUAUUUUUGUUUUUCUGUUUUGAAUUUAAAAUUAUUUCUAUUGUAUUAACUAAGCGCAAAUGUUUAAUUCACUUUUUUAUGUACCAGCCGCCAUUUAUUAAUUUUUAUUUUUGCCAAAUUUUGGGAUGUUGUUUACCUUUAACUUUGUCUACCCGCCUAUUUUUUUGGC
Molecule: messenger RNA, 916 nt
Organism: Meloidogyne enterolobii
Lineage: Eukaryota; Metazoa; Nematoda; Chromadorea; Rhabditida; Meloidogynidae
Source: the annotation of a GenBank genome assembly